This is a messenger RNA of Haemonchus placei, 459 nucleotides long. Lineage: Eukaryota; Metazoa; Nematoda; Chromadorea; Rhabditida; Trichostrongylidae. The record is from the annotation of a GenBank genome assembly.
AUGUCGACUAUAGUUCUGUUGGUUAUUCUCAGCGUUAUUGGAUCUGUCGUUGAAUCAAAACUCUCUGCUCAUGAACAAUGCGUUCGACUCAAACACCUCUACAGCCAAAUUCCAAGUGCGAUAGCGUUGGUUACGGAUGAGCUCUGUGCGUCACCAGCUGCUACUAUGCAAUGUGUUUUGAUGGGAAAACUUUCAUUGGAAUACAGUCGUGAACGUGUCAUGGAGCUCCGAUUCAAGAGCGAUUGUCUCCCAUCGGACAGCACAGAAUUGGCGACAACAGAAGAAUUGUGCGCCAUACUCGAUAGCCUUCCUGCACAAUCUGUGAAGCUGGCUACGAAAAUCUUCUCAAAGACUCCAGAAAAGCAAUUAGCACAGCGAUUUGGUGCAACUGUCACAAAAGCUCUCUACGUUUUGACGAAUAAAAUCUACAUGGAAUUGUCAUGUGAUAAAGCGAUCUGA